Messenger RNA from Punica granatum (pomegranate), 3191 nucleotides. NCBI's taxonomy places the organism in Eukaryota, Viridiplantae, Streptophyta, Magnoliopsida, Myrtales, Lythraceae. The record is from RefSeq and is a predicted model, not a curated record.
CUUUCCCUCAGUAUACUGUUCUGUCUCCAUUUCCUCUUACUUUCUCUGUGUCUCGAUAAGCGCAGAUACUCGCAUCUUCUUCUCCCACAAUCUUCCAUGAACAAUUUCGAAAAAGUGACAGAGGAUGAUUCUGCUAAAUGGAUACUCGAGAGCAUCGAGAUUGAUCACGCGGUCGAUGUUCCAAUAUACCGUGAUAUUGACAACACCACUGGCCCAACCCUGAAUCAGAGAGAGGAAAAGGGAUUUUCGCUGAACCCCAAUGCAGCUUCAAACCCGGAUGCUAUGGUAGCUCCGAGGAAAAGGGUCGGAUUUCAGGACGAUGGGCCAAGGAUUGUGCGGACCGAGUCGAGUGCAAAGAAAGGGCUCAGGAGCUUGAGGUUCCUUGACAGGGCUAUCUCUGGGAAGGAAGUCGAUGCUUGGAAGUCCGUAGAGAAACGGUUCCAUCAGCUGGCAUUUGAUGGGAGGCUCCCUCGAGACAAAUUUGGGGCCUGCAUUGGGAUGGACUCUAAGGAGUUCGCAGGGGAGUUGUUUGAUGCCUUAGCUCGGCAGAGAGAGAUAUCCUCGGAAAACGGGAUCACUCUGGAGGAGGUAAAGAUGUUCUGGGGUGAUAUUACCAAUCGGGACAUGGAUUCCCGACUGCAGAUAUUCUUCGACAUGUGUGACAAGAACGGGGAUGGGAAGCUCUCCGAGGAAGAAGUAAAGGAGGUGAUAGAACUGAGUGCAUCAGCAAACAAGUUAUCCAACCUCAAGCAGCGGGCAGCUGCUUACGCAUCUCUGAUCAUGGAAGAGCUCGAUCCUGAUCAUCGAGGCCACAUCGAGAUGUGGCAAUUGGAAACUUUGUUGAGGGAAAUGGUGAGCUCUGAAGAAGGGCAGAAACUCACGAAAAGAAGCCACAUUCUCUCCAAAACCAUGAUUCCAAGAAAAUACCGAACGCCCAUAAACCGGUUCUUAGAGGAAAUGCAUGAAUUCAUUCAUGAAAAUUGGAAGAGAAUUUGGGUCCUGACUUCAUGGAUAAUUGUAAAUCUAGUUCUCUUCAUCUGGAAGUUCCGACAGUACGAGCAGAGGGCCGCGUUCAACAUCAUGGGCUAUUGCGUUUGCUUUGCGAAAGGAGCUGCCGAGACACUAAAAUUCAACAUGGCCCUGAUCCUUUUUCCCAUUUGCAGAAGAACUCUCACGAAGCUCCGAUCUACUAAAAUCAGCACGGUUAUCCCGUUUGACGACAAUAUAAAUUUCCACAAAAUAAUCGCAUGCGCAAUUGUGAUCGGUGUGGCGAUCCACACCCUCAUGCACCUAGCUUGCGAUCUCCCAAGGAUAAGUUCAUGUCCAAAACAGAAGUUCAUGACCUACUUGGGGCCUAACUUCAACUACAAGCAACCAAGUUAUACGGACUUAGUGCAGAGCUUUCCCGGGUUUACAGGAAUAGUAAUUACUAUUCUUAUGGCAUUUUCAUUUACACUCGCAACCCACUCGUUCAGGAGGAACGUAAUCAAAUUGCCAUGGCGAUUCCAUCACCUUGCCGGUUUUAAUGCAUUUUGGUACGCACACCAUUUGUUGGUCUUGGUGUACAUUCUCUUAGCCGUGCAUGGCUAUUUCCUCUUCCUCUCUACAGAUUGGUAUGCAAAGACUACGUGGAUGUAUCUUAUAGUGCCGGUGUUGUUCUAUGCUGGUGAGCGGGUUUCGGCGGCCUGGGAUGAGCGAAAUCACCGUGUUAACGUUAUUAAGGCGAUUAUAUAUCCUGGAAACGUCCUUGCACUUUACAUGUCUAAGCCUCCGGGAUUCAAGUACAAGAGCGGAAUGUACAUGUUCCUAAAGUGCCCCAAUAUAUCAGGUUUCGAGUGGCACCCUUUCUCGAUAACUUCUGCACCAGGAGACGACUACUUGAGUGUCCACAUACGAACUCUAGGGGACUGGACCACCGAGCUUAAAAACCGAUUUGCACAGGUGAGUUACAAUGUCAGCAUUUUAUCAAGUACAGGAUAUUCAGAAACUACUUUGGAGGACUACAAUGACCGAAAAUUUAUCACUGUCCACUAUUUAUAUCAGGUCUGUGAGCUGCAGGAGAAACAGCAGAGAAGAGGAACUCUAACAAGACUAGAAACUAAAGCAUUCACCAGCAAUUACGAUCCUUCACAAGCAAGAUUUCCGAGGAUUCUCAUAAAGGGACCGUAUGGAGCUCCUGCUCAGAACUACAAGAAGUACGACAAUCUCUUGCUUAUUGGGCUAGGAAUAGGAGCAACUCCCUUCAUCAGCAUCAUAAAGGAUCUUCUGAACCAGAUCAAACCCAACGAAACAAUCAAUAGUCCAUUAUCGAGAGCAAACAAGAAGGCAGCUGAGAGGGCCUACUUUUACUGGGUGACCAGGGAGCAGGGCUCGUUUGAGUGGUUUAAGGGCGUGAUGGAUGAUAUCGCCGACUAUGAUCUCAACCAUAUGAUAGAAAUGCACAACUAUUUGACUAGCGUGUACGAAGAGGGAGAUGCUCGGUCAGCACUUAUCGCAAUGGUUCAGAAGCUCCAGCAUGCAAAGAACGGCCUCGACGUUGUCUCUGAUAGCCGGAUAAGAACGCAUUUCGCUAGACCAAACUGGAGAAAAGUUUUUUCUCAGUUGGCAAGUGCCCACCCAUCUUCUCGAAUAGGUGUGUUCUACUGUGGAAGUCCGACACUAACAAAAUCAUUAAAGAAUCUAUGCCACGAAUUUAGCCAAAAUUCUUCGACCCGGUUUCAUUUUCACAAGGAAAACUUUUAGAGCACGAUGCUGUUUGAUCCCACCCUCCAUAUCACAGUACGGUACUAGACACUUAAACUCAAAGUAUCGAAUGUGUUACUAUAGCUUAUGGUCAUGUUAGAUGUACCGCUUAUAUUUUUCCUAAACAGCAAGAUAGAAAUUUCUUCUAUCUAUUGACCGAGAGACUAUUACUCAUUCGAGUGUCGGCUAUUUUGUUGUAAGUGGUGAUUUUCUUUCCAUGCUUCUACACUGUCCUGAAGGGCAGUGCUUAGGCUCAGCCGCUGGUAAUUCUGUGACUUUAGCGUUUUCCCCGGGCACUGGUUGCAGGCGGUUGUACCAAUUUUUUUUUAUUAUAUAAAUUUGUGGGCCCACAUGAAUUGAAAUCAUAUGUAGAAGCGGCAGAGGACAAGAAGAAGGUAUUGUACAAAACAUUAAUAGAGAAGUACGAAAAGUUAUAAGCCAAAUAAGCA